Aureobasidium musti is the source of this 3210-nucleotide messenger RNA. The record is from the annotation of a GenBank genome assembly. Lineage: Eukaryota; Fungi; Ascomycota; Dothideomycetes; Dothideales; Saccotheciaceae.
ACCCCGCCGACAACAGACGCGCCAAGUUCCAAUGGCAAUUCAGAAAAACAUGAUAACAAUGAAGGUGCUGGGGACCACGUUGAGUCUCAAAAGGCAAAAAGCCUANGUCUGAAAGAAAGAGCCGCGAAACUAUGGUCAAAAACUCAACUGGAUGUAACCACGAUGAAAAUCAUGGCAAAGGGCGCUCUUGCACCGACCAUCAGUUUGGCUGCAUAUCAAGCCACUGACUUCGCCGAGGUUUAUACCACCUUAGGAUACCUUGUUGGUGUCGUUUCCAUAUUGAGUUUUGCAAUUAUGCCCAGAGCCAAAUUCCUACAAACCUGGUUGUUGAAUAUGCUGGCUACCUGUUUCGCCUCAUGUAUCGCACUGUUAGCCAUAUAUUGUGCCGUCCAGGCUAGACUUCACACCGAAAAGGCUGUACGUACAGGAGGGCCUGGCACAAGCGGAACACCUUCUCCAGGCGCCAUUACAGCCACUUACAACUCGUCCGCUGCAGCAGUCAGUGGUAUCUGGCUAUUCUUUGAGAUAUGGAUCAUCAAUACCAUGCGAGCAAGAAAUCCUCAGCUCAUGAUUCCAGGCAUUAUUGCAACAAUCUUUGCAAACGUGAGCAUGGUUUAUGCUCCUCAAUUUGGAUCCAUGACAGUAGGGAUAGCUUUCGUCAAACGCCUUCUCGAGUCGUUCUUUACAGGUUUCGCCAUCGGAGGAGGUGUUUCUCUGUUCAUCUUUCCUAUUACCAUGCGAGGCGUCGUCUUCAAAGAGUUUACAGGCUACAUAAUGCUGUUACGCAAGAUGACCAAGGUCAACCUCGCGUAUCUGCAGAGUCUCGAGGAAGGAGAUAUGUUUUUCGGAAGAAGUGACACCAACAUUCCGGAGAAGCCGAAACGGACCUCAGAAGCCCAAGCUAUUAAGGAUACGCUUGCAGGACUCUCUGCUUUGCACGGAAAACUCUCUAUCGAUUUGUCUUUUGCCAAAAGAGAAAUUGCCAUUGGACGACUUGGCCCUGAUGAUCUUCAAGAAAUCUUCAAACAAUUGCGAGNNGGAUUGAUGCUUCCAAUCAUCGGCCUCAGCAGUGUGCUUGAUGUGUUUGAAAGAACUGCCGAAGACAGGAACUGGAACCAUCCCGCUCCCGAGAGACCGCUCGAAGAACUCGAUGACCCUAACGAGAGGAGCAGAAUGGAGGCUGUCGCAGAUUGGCAUGCCAUCUUCAGGACGAUGCGUGAACCAUUUGCCCGAAUCGUUGGCGAUAUCGAUGAGGGCUUCGAACACGUGUUGAUCACUCUGCAACUAAUAAAACCACCUAAAAGAGAACCUGAUUCCGAAUCUGAAGGCGACCGACCUCACCCUGGAGAAAAAGACUUCCAAAACUACCAUUACACACGAGUCAGCGCAUAUCACAACGAGAAGAGUAAGCUUUUGAGACGUUGGUGUGAGCUGAGAGGCUUCAACCUGCCCGAAAACUUCUUCGAGAAUGCACAAAACGCCGAUUUCACCGCGCCUGACUGGUAUCGCAGUGUUAAGAACAAUGAGGAGCGCCAGAAAUACAGAGCUCGACUCUUCAUCGUUCUAUACGUGGACUAUCUUCUGGACUCGAUAGCUAUGGCCGUUCACGAUUUCGUCAAAUUCGCUGAUGCAAAGGUUGAAAGCGGGAAGCUGAGUCGCAAGAGACUCAUCGUACCUGGUAUCAAACGUUUGAGAAAGUGGGUCGAGUCAUCCUACAGUCGAAAGCAAGAUGCAUACACGGACGAACAGCACGGAAUGAACGAGGAUGGUAAUCGAGCUUCCAAUGUAUACCUCGGCGACGCUUACAACAAGCGCAAAGAUCCGGAGCACCUGCCACCGAGCAACGCUUGGGAGAAGUUUGGUGAUCGAGUUCGUGGCGUUGCUCACUUCCUUCGCUCACCAGCAUCUUCGUUCGGAUUUCGAGCGGCUUGUGCCACCAUGUGUCUUGCCAUCGUCGCCUAUCUGCGCGAUACUCAAACCUUCUACGUCAGACAGCGAUUGUUCUGGGCUCAGAUCAUGGUUGGUUUGGCUAUGUCUCCUUCUGCUGGACAGAGUCUGUUCAGUUUCGUGCUCCGUCUUGUUGGCACUUUCGCUGCCAUGGUGGCGAGUUUCAUCAUCUGGUAUAUUGUCGACGGACAUACUGCCGGAGUCCUUGUCUUCUUCUGGUUCUUUAAUGCCUGGGGCUUCUUCAUUGUUCUGAAGUAUCCUCGCUUCAUUCCUGUUGGCAUGAUCUAUUCUGUAACCACCACUCUAAUCAUUGGUUACGAAUUGCAAGUCAGAAAGAUCGGCGUGCAGCGCUCGGAGACGAAUGGCCAGGCAUACUAUCCUAUCUAUGAGCUGGCUCCUUACCGUCUCGGCACCGUCGCUGCAGGUAUCUUUGUAGCUUGGGUGUGGACAAUCUUUCCUUAUCCCAUCUCAGAACACUCGGAGCUUCGCCGAAACCUCGGUUCGUCUUUGUAUUUGCUCGCCAACUACUAUUCAGUGGUAGUCGAAACUGUCAAAUUUCGCGUCAGAGGCGAUUUCCAAGAUUUGAACGCUUUCGACGAAGGAAAUAACCCAGCCAAGAAACUCGAAAAGAUCCGACAGACUGUGUUCUCAAAAUCCGUACUUUUGCUGCAAGGCUUACGUACGCAUUCCGGUUUUAUCAAGUAUGAUGUGCCGAUUGGUGGUCGCUUCCCUCGCCAAAACUACGACAGAAUCAUUGCUCGCAUCCAAGAUAUCCUCAACUUUGCUUCUUUGCUGAGCUAUGCAUCCCAGACUUUCUCAGAAAUGCGCAAUCCAGGCAUAGAUGGCUCUGAAUCACAGUGGCUCAAUGAUUUCCGUCGCUUGAUGAAGGAAGCAGAUAUCACGAGCAAAGAAUCCACAACACUGCUUUCGCUGCUCUCAGCCUCGGUAGCUAGCGGCCAACCUCUACCCCCACNNCUCCAACACCCCGAACCCUACCGUCUGAGCGCCAAGCUAGAGUCUCUAGACUCCAACAUUCUGUCUGUAAGACACAUGGCCGAGCCUGGCUUUGCAGCUUUUGCAGUCAUGCAGAUCUCGACAAAGUGUAUUGGAGACGAUAUUAAGGCGUUGUUGGCUGAUAUCAAGGAGUUGGUUGGCGAGCUUGAUUUCUCGUUCCAUGUUGUUAGUACACAAGAUGCUUCGGUGAGCAGUUCGCAGGAUACGUUGAUUAGGGAGGAUAGUCAGAAUCGACGCAAGGCUGAUUGA